AUGGGGUGUCUGCCACUAGUCAUCAUCCUUGGGGCGACACUGGUCCAGGCCGUCACCACUUCCACCACUCUCGAUGAUGUUUGCACCCCUGCAUACGUUCGAUCUAAGUUGCCCGUCGAUAAUGUUUAUCCUGGGAUCACUAUUAGCCACACCAACCUCUCCGCUAACCCUGUCUACAACGUCUCUACUAGCGGCUCUGCGGUAUACCCCGCCACCACGAUCGACUAUUGCAACGUCACCUUGGCCUACUCCCACAAUGGCCGGGAUGACACCGUCCAGAUGCGCUUCUGGUUGCCCUCACCGGACAAAUUUGCCAAUCGCUACCUCUCCACCGGCGGAGCAGACUAUUAUGUUAACCAAGGCACACAGCAGCUCCCCGGAGGUGUGAUGUAUGGAGCUGUUUCUGGCUCAACAGAUGGAGGGUUUGGAGGGUUUGAUGUUGGUGUUGAUGAGAUCCUCCUCCUAGCCAACGGCACGUUGGACUGGCAGAACCUAUAUAUGUUCGGCUAUGAAGCCCACCACGAGCUCGCUACGAUCGGAAAGCGCUUCACACGCAAUUUCUUUAAUAUGACAGUCAACGAGGAAGACCAAAAGCUCUACAGUUACUAUCAGAGCUGCUCUGAGGGCGGCCGCGAAGGAUGGAGCCAGGUUCAGCGCUACGGUGACCAGUUUGAUGGUGCAGUAAUUGGUGCCCCGGCCAUCCGGUACUCUUUCCAAAUGACGAUGCACCUCUGGGCGAAUGUUGUUGAGAAGACGCUCGGGUACUACCCCUCUCAAUGUGAGAUUGAGGCCAUUGUCAACGAAACGAUCACUGCCUGCGAUGGGAUGGACGGGCGUAUGGACGGGGUGGUGUCACGCUCUGAUCUCUGUAAGAUGCAAUUCAACCUCACCGAAACGAUUGGCAAGGGGUAUUACUGUGCCGCGGAUGGGGACGUCCCAGUGCAAAACUCGACCAUCUCGGCCCAGGCAGUCGAGGUAUUCGAGAAAAUCCUUGACGGAAUGACAGAUGAUGAUGGCAAGCAGGUGUAUCUAUCCUACCAGCCUGGGGCACUUUUCUGGGAUGCUCAAGCGACGUACAACACAACUUCAGGAAAUUGGGGCUUGGACAUCAACUCCAUGGGUGGAGAAUUUGUUACCAAGUUUCUGCAGCUUCUGGACAUUGAUAACCUCCCCACACUUGAGAACGUCACCUACGGGACGUUAAAAGAAUGGGUGCAGCAUGGCUGGCAAAUGUAUGAGGAUUCCCUGCACACCACGUGGCCGGAUCUGACGCCCUUCCACGAAGCGGGUGGCAAGGUGCUUCAUUAUCAUGGCGAGCAGGAUGGGAGUAUCCCAACAGCUUCCUCGGUGCAUUACUACGAUUCUGUACGUAGGACAAUGUAUCCUACUCUUGGGUACAAUGCGAGCCACGAGGCCUUGGGCCAGUGGUACCGCUUAUUCCUUGUCCCAGGAGCCUCGCACUGCAUGAACAAUGAUCUACAGCCAAACGGACCAUUCCCGCAGACCUCCCUCCAAACCUUAAUUGAGUGGGUGGAGCAAGGUGUUGUGCCAGUGAGGUUAAAUGGCACCGUUUUGAGUGGCGUAUUCGAAGGAGAGACCCAGGAAAUCUGCGCGUGGCCCCUGCGGCCGAUGUGGUAUGAGAAUGGGACUAGAAUGGAAUGUGAGUAUGAUCAGAAGUCUCUAAAGACAUGGGAGUGGGAUCUGGAUGCGUUUGAUCUGCCUGUAUAUUAG
Molecule: messenger RNA, 1731 nt
Organism: Aspergillus luchuensis
Lineage: Eukaryota; Fungi; Ascomycota; Eurotiomycetes; Eurotiales; Aspergillaceae
Exons: 1
Coding region: 1-1731 (576 amino acids)
Source: RefSeq, a predicted model, not a curated record